AGCUACUCCAACGCCUCCAACAGCUGGUUUAAAACACACGAGGGCAUGACUAGUUCCUACACGAGCGCUUUGCGCAUAGGUCUGAGCCCCGCCAUCAGUUGUUUCCUUUUUGCAUUUCGUUUUUGCAUUUCCCAACUUGCGGCCGUUUGA
Molecule: messenger RNA, 150 nt
Organism: Bipolaris maydis ATCC 48331
Lineage: Eukaryota; Fungi; Ascomycota; Dothideomycetes; Pleosporales; Pleosporaceae
Source: RefSeq, a predicted model, not a curated record